Messenger RNA from Camelina sativa (false flax), 1138 nucleotides. The record is from RefSeq and is a predicted model, not a curated record. Lineage: Eukaryota; Viridiplantae; Streptophyta; Magnoliopsida; Brassicales; Brassicaceae.
AUGUAAAAUUGUAAGAAAGGGAAAUUAAAUAAAAACUAUAUUCGCAGUUUCUAUUAUUUGUUUUAAUGCUGGAAUAAAGGAAAUAAUCAAUGAACCUGCAAUGUGCCGCCGACUCAUCAUAUAGUAGUACAAAUAUAUCCAAUAUAUUUUUAUGGAACUUUCCAUUACACAAAUCCCCAAAUUCUCUUAUGUAUAUAAUCUCCAACUUCUCCUUAGAUCUUACAAUACAAACAUCUCACCGGAACAAUGGGUUUGGCUAAAGUCUCUUCCUUUCUCCUUGUGAUCCUGUUUCUCAUCAAUGCUGGUUCCUCCACCACUUUCACCAUCGUUAACCAGUGCAACUACACCGUCUGGCCGGGACUUCUCUCUGGCGUCGGCACCGCUCCAUUACCUACCACCGGUUUCCAACUCAGCUCUUCCGAGUCACGACUCAUCUCCAUACCCGCCGCUUGGUCCGGCCGCAUAUGGGGACGCACACUCUGCAACCAAAACGAAACCACUGGGAGAUUCACUUGCGUCACCGGCGACUGCGCCUCGUCCCAAAUCGAGUGUUCCGGCGCCGGAGCAAUCCCUCCAGCUACGUUAGCCGAAUUCACACUCAACGGCGCCGAAAAUCUCGAUUUCUACGACGUCAGCCUCGUGGACGGUUACAACUUACCAAUGACAAUCGUCCCUAACGGCGGAGCCAUCGGAGUCGGUAAGUGCAACGCCGCAGGCUGCGCGGCGGAUCUCAACGGUGUGUGUCCGGAGCAGCUUAAGGUAACGGUUGAAGCAGUUGGAACGACAGGUGUGGCGUGCAAGAGCGCUUGUGAGGCGUUUGGAACGCCGGAGUUUUGCUGUAGCGGCGCGUUUGGAACGCCGGACACGUGUAAGCCUAGCGAGUACGCUGUUUUUUUUAAGAAUGCUUGUCCGACGGCUUAUAGUUACGCUUACGACGACGGUACAAGCACCUUUACUUGCUCCGGUGCUGAUUACGUCAUCACUUUUUGUCCUUCACCUUCUUCAAUUUAAUAUUUUUGUUAUUAAAUUUCCGAAAUAAGGAAAUUAAAUCGGAAGUGAAUUUCGUCCUCACUUUUUGAAUUUUCAAAUAAGGAAGUGAAUUUUUUUACUAUGUUAAUCUUAGGGAAAUUGGUGUUUG